UAUGUUUUGUUAAGUUGAAAUUGAAGUUAUGUUUACAUUCAUUGAUUACUCCAACAUGUGAACAUGACAUAACAGGAGGAGAUACUUCAGUAUCUUGUCUGCCUUUUAAACAUCCUUGCUUCACACUAUACAACUUUCAUGAAAAUUCACUUCCAUAAUGAUCCAGUCAGACACUCUGUCCCAAAAUGUCUCUCCAAGGCCAAAAGAUAGAUUGUUGAUCAUUUUAAAUAUUGAUCAUUGGGUAGCUCUAUUAGGGGAAUCAAUACGCUGUCCUCAAAACCUCAUUGUGUUCAAAAUUUCAACUCUACUCAAAUACAGGAAGUCAGGUGGUGUCUGAUUGACCCAACUCUGUACGCCAGCCCUCAUAUCACCAACACGUGUUCUAUCUCUGGAGGGUGUCAUCGUCCCUGUCUCUGUUUCCCCACUGUAAUCAACUCAAGCCCACCAGUGUGAGAUCAUAAACCCAACGCCUCUGCAUGACAGAUAACCGCAGGUGUAGAAGCACAGGUGAAAGUAGACGACAUCACUUUGUGCCUUAUCAGGCACAAUGUGAAUAGGAUUGCAACACAACUUGGAGGAGAGAUUACAAGAGAGGUGUGUUCGGGUUAUCGCUGAUACGGAAAAGUUUCAGGUGAUGUGAAGACCACCUUCCUUUCCAUCUGAGCGCAGGCAGCAUUUCUGAUUUUUCAGCCCAGGUGAGCUCACCACACUUGGACCAAGGACUCACAACACCUGUCCCAUCAAAUGGCUCCUCAAAAACACAAGGAUAACCAUGAAGAAUCCAAAGUGAGUCCUGUACCUUCCACUCUGGCUUUGGUGGAUGAGGAGCCAGAGGACGCAGACCCGUGGGAUCUGCCAGAGCUGAAGGACACUGGGGUACCGUGGUCAGCUCUGGAUACCAAAGGGAAGGUGCUGAGAGUGCUGCUGUCCAUAGGGAAGUUUGUUGUCCUCCUGGGUCUGCUCUACAUGUUCAUCUGCUCCCUGGACAUCCUCAGUUCAGCCUUCCAGCUGGUUGGAGGUAAACCCUCACGUGCACGUUUACAUAAUGACGUCAAGUCAUUUCUCAGGUCGAGGGCUGUGUCAACACUGUUGCAGAUUCAGCUGGUUGUAAUUUCUCCUGUUCGUACUGGACUGCUGACGGUGCAGGUGGCUGUUCCUAUCAUCAUGGGCACCAACAUCGGGACUUCCGUCACCAACACACUAGUUGCGAUGACACAAGCCGGUGAUCGCAGUGUAUUUCGGAGGGCUUUUGCUGGUGCCACGGUGCACGACUUCUUCAACUGGCUGUCAGUGUUGGUGCUGUUGCCUCUGGAGGUGGCGUCUGGUUAUUUGUAUGAGGUUACUAAGCUCAUCAUUGACUCCUUCAAUAUCCAAAGCGGAGAGGCCCCGGACCUGUUGAACGUGAUCACUGAUGUCCUCACCGAGUCCAUCGUCAUGUUAGAUAGUUCUGUUCUCAGUGGCAUCGCCACAGGAGACCCAGAAGCCCAGAACAAGAGUUUGAUAAAGAGAUGGUGCAAGACAUUUACGAACACGACCUUGAUGAAUGUUACAGUACCUGGUCCUGAGAACUGCACCUCUGAGUCCCUCUGCUGGAUGGAUGGCAACUACACCUUCACUACCAAGAACAUUUCUGAAACACACAAUAUCAGGAAAUGUAACCACCUGUUUGUGAACGUGAAUCUUCCGGACCUUGCCAUUGGUCUGAUCCUGCUGGCUCUCUCUCUGCUGGUCCUCUGCUCCUGUCUGAUUCUCAUCGUCAAACUGCUUAACUCCAUGCUGAAAGGACAGGUGGCUGGUGUCAUCAAAACCAUCAUCAACACUGACUUCCCAUUUCCAUUUGGUUGGAUCACCGGUUACAUUGCCAUUCUAGUUGGAGCUGGAAUGACCUUCAUCGUGCAGAGCAGCUCAGUUUUCACUUCUGCUAUAACUCCACUGGUUGGUAUUGGUGUCAUCAGCAUAGAGAGAGCAUAUCCACUGUCUCUGGGUUCGAACAUUGGUACCACCACCACAGCCAUCCUUGCUGCCAUGGCCAGUCCUGGAGACACACUGGCCAACUCUCUACAGAUCGCCCUGGUGCAUUUCCUGUUCAACAUCACCGGCAUCGUUCUUUGGUAUCCAAUUCCAUUCAUGCGCAUCCCCAUCCGAUUGGCUAAAAGUCUGGGCAACAUCACUGCCUCGUACCGCUGGUUUGCUGCGGUCUACAUCAUCUUAUGCUUCUUCGUGAUACCACUCCUUGUCUUCAGCCUGUCACUGGCUGGCUGGCAGGUCUUAGUAGGUGUAGGCGUUCCUAUAGUUGUGAUAUUGAUUGUCAUCAUUGUGAUCAAUGUCCUGCAAAAAAGGAAACCUGGGUGUCUCCCUGCACCGCUGCGAUCCUGGGACUUCCUCCCUCUCUGGGCCCAUUCUCUGGAACCCUGGGAUAAAGUGGUCGGUGUGAUGACUGCCAAGUGCUGCUGCUGCUGCAAAUGCUGCCAACUCAGUGAGAAAGAGUCUGUGGACAACAAAGUGAAAAUGAACGGGACGUGCUAUGACAACGCUGCCAUGAACGCAGAAAAGGAGGUGGAAAAUGAAACACAGUUAGAGCUAAAUAUUCUGAAAAUGACACAUCUUUGAGGGUUUGAAGGUAACCUGCUGUCACUGGGACCAGUCUGGAGAGUCCACCCUAUUUAUGUUUUAUUGUUUAAAUCAUUUUUAUAAGAUUUUAUUUGAUCUGUUUUAAAAAUUUGAGUUUGACACUGAAUGUUAAUCAAAAAUACAGCAAUAGGAUUAAAUACAAUACAUAUUUUAAUAUGAAUUUGGCCUUCCAUACUAUUACAUAUUAUUGGAAUAAAAUCUCUCAAAACAGUGUAUCUCAGCAUUUCAAGAGGUUUAAUAAGAGUUUUACUCUAAAACAACAACAACAAAAUGUAUCUAUUUAAUCUGGCUUUUCAUGUUGAAAAUUCCCAAAGGAGAAAACCCUACUAUGUGAUUUGCUGUACUGUAGUUUAUUUCCAGAACAGCAGGAAAACUAAUGGCAUCUUUAGCAUCAUUAAAAAGUGUAAAUGUCUUUAGCUUUAAAAGCACCACCAUGUUAGAUUUAGAUGAAAUCCUUAAACUUUAUCUAUUUCAGUAAUGUAAUGUAAAAUAUUUUUAUUGAUGACUUUUAG
This is a messenger RNA of Cynoglossus semilaevis (tongue sole), 3143 nucleotides long. Its product is annotated as sodium-dependent phosphate transport protein 2B-like. Gene Ontology annotation, molecular function: sodium:phosphate symporter activity. Gene Ontology annotation, biological process: sodium-dependent phosphate transport; intracellular phosphate ion homeostasis. Gene Ontology annotation, cellular component: apical plasma membrane; vesicle; brush border. Bases 745 to 2610 code for a protein of 621 amino acids. The transcript is spliced from 12 exons. NCBI's taxonomy places the organism in Eukaryota, Metazoa, Chordata, Actinopteri, Pleuronectiformes, Cynoglossidae. The record is from RefSeq and is a predicted model, not a curated record.